AUGGCAGCCUGCGGCUGGUGCCGGUGCCGGGCGGCGCUGGCCCUCCGGGCGGCGGGCGGCAGCCGCUGGGGACGGCGGGGGGCAGCACCCGAGCCGAGGGCGGUACAUGUCACCUCCCCCAGACUCUGCUCCGACAGGGAGAGUAGCGUGUCUUACCAGGAGCUCAAGAACCUGAAGAAAGCAAACGUCCUCCACAUCGAUGUUCGAGAGAGGUGGGAGAUUGAGAGAGAUGGGAAAAUCCCGGCGUCCAUCAACAUACCAUUGAAUGAAUUAGUGGAAGCUCUGCAGAUGAAUCCAGCAGACUUUAGGGAGCAGUACAAUCAGAAGAUGCCUGCCAAGUCAGACCAUGUGGUUUUCUCCUGCUUUGCAGGAACAAGAAGUAGACAAGCACUGAGUUUUGCUGCAUCCCUGGGUUUCAGCAGAGUUCAGCACUAUGCUGGUGGCCUUGAGGACUGGGCAAAACAUGAAUCUCCAGAGAAAAAAUGAAGAUGACAUCCUCCAGCUCCUGCCCCACCUUCAGGAUGCUUUGUAGAUUUUAUCAGGAUGCUUUGUAGAUUUUAGCAUUCAAACUACCCACAUUCCACUUUCAGAAUACAAACGUUUCCCCUCAUGUAAAUGGGCAUUUCAUUAGCCAUGCAUAUUAACUGCUUUGUUUCAAUUAAGUUCUAUGAGAUGAAUAGAAGAUGUUAAAUUUGUUCAGCCUUUAGUCUGCACGACGUUAUUUGCUGGAAGAAAGUGACAAGACUUUUAAUGUUUUUGGCUACUAGGAUUUUGGCAUGAUUUGCUUUAUGACUUUAAAUAAAUGGUGAUAGCAUGCAUAAAAUUAUCCUUCCCAAAAAACUUAAUGUUGAGUAGCUUGUUUAGAAUAACUGCAGUUUAAUGGAAUUGCUGUAAGUGUCCUAAGCACAGGUGUAUUAUUCUUCAUGUAUAGCUAUAUUUUUAAGUUUUUGCCAUGUUAUCAAGAGCAUACAAUGGGAAACUGACUUGCUGUUCAAAAUGUGUGAUUCCUUACUUUAGAAGUAUGUCCAUUUACAUACACAGGUCUGCUUCUGAGCACAAAAUGCAAUAGCAUUCAGUCAACUUGUUCUUUUCCCUUAGCAGCUCAGUAUCAAGUGAGAACUUGUCUAUAUUUACUUGAAGUUGUUAUUAUGGAGAUGUAAUCAUCUUAGAUUGGAAAAUGUGAAGCAUCCAAGGAAGCUACCUAACUCCCUGCUUUCUUCUCUGUAUAUUAAUUUGUACAUCUGAAAUGCUAAAAAAAAAAAAACCCAACACAUCCCAUCCCACCUAUACAGCUGCAUAGU
Messenger RNA from Centrocercus urophasianus (Greater sage-grouse), 1301 nucleotides. It is a transcript of the gene TSTD3, whose product is annotated as thiosulfate sulfurtransferase like domain containing 3. The coding region runs from base 1 to 486 and encodes 161 amino acids. The record is from RefSeq and is a predicted model, not a curated record. Gene Ontology annotation, molecular function: thiosulfate-cyanide sulfurtransferase activity. Gene Ontology annotation, cellular component: mitochondrion. The transcript is spliced from 4 exons. Lineage: Eukaryota; Metazoa; Chordata; Aves; Galliformes; Phasianidae.